GCGAGCGAGCGGCAGCGCUCGGCCUUGUGGCAGGCGGCGAGGGCCGGCGAGGGCGCCGGAGCCGCGGGCAGCGGCGGGGCGCAGGGAGGCGCGCACGGGGGCUCGGACGGCGCGGUGUUGGCCGCUGCGGGCGCCGCUGAGCGCUCUCACCUUCAGUCGCGCAACUUCGAAGCCAGGACGCGGGAGCCAACGGAGCGCUCGAGCCCCGGAGCCUGAGGAGCGCAGAGAGGGGCGCGCCGGAGCCUGGCCGGAGAGCGGGCGCCGGGUACCCAUCGCGCUCCCAGCGCCGGGCAGCCCUCUGCGAAGCGUGGCUGCCUCUGCCCCCACGGAGGGCACGGGCUGGCGCGGCCGGGCGCCGGGGAGGACGGCGAGGAGGAGGCGGCGGCGGCGGAGACGGCGGCGGCGAGGCUGGGGCCAGGGAGAGAGCCCCGGGGGAGAGGCGCCCGAGCCGGGCCGCGGGAGCAUGUGGGCCCGGAGCGGAGCGCGGGGCGCGCUACUGCUGACACUCCUGCUCUGCUGGGACCUGAGGCUGAGCCAAGCAGGCACUGAUUCUGGCAGCGAGGUGCUCCCAGACUCCUUCCCGUCGGCGCCGGCAGAGCCGCUGCCCCACUUCCUGCGGGAGCCGCAGGACGCCUACAUCGUGAAGAACAAGCCGGUGGAGCUGCGCUGCCGUGCCUUCCCCGCCACACAGAUCUACUUCAAGUGCAACGGCGAGUGGGUCAGCCAGAACAACCACGUCACGCAGGAGAGCCUGGACGAGGCCACCGGCCUGCAGGUGCGAGAGGUGCAGAUUGAGGUGUCGCGGCAGCAGGUGGAGGAGCUGUUUGGACUGGAGGAUUACUGGUGCCAGUGCGUGGCCUGGAGCUCUGCGGGCACCACCAAGAGUCGCCGGGCCUAUGUCCGCAUUGCAUACCUGCGCAAGAACUUCGAUCAGGAGCCUCUGGGCAAGGAAGUGCCCCUGGACCAUGAAGUUCUCCUGCAAUGCCGCCCACCAGAGGGGGUGCCUGUGGCUGAGGUGGAAUGGCUCAAGAACGAGGACGUCAUCGAUCCCACCCAGGACACCAACUUCCUGCUCACCAUCGACCACAACCUCAUCAUCCGCCAGGCUCGCCUUUCAGAUACGGCCAACUACACCUGCGUGGCCAAGAACAUCGUGGCCAAGCGCCGCAGCACCACCGCCACCAUCAUUGUCUACGUGAACGGCGGCUGGUCCAGCUGGGCUGAGUGGUCACCCUGCUCCAACCGCUGUGGCCGCGGCUGGCAGAAGCGCACACGGACCUGCACCAACCCCGCCCCACUCAAUGGAGGCGCCUUCUGUGAGGGCCAGGCCUUCCAGAAGACUGCCUGCACCACCGUGUGCCCAGUCGACGGUGCGUGGACGGAGUGGAGCAAGUGGUCGGCCUGUAGCACCGAGUGUGCGCACUGGCGCAGCCGCGAGUGCAUGGCGCCCCCUCCCCAGAACGGAGGCCGGGACUGCAGCGGGACCCUCCUUGACUCCAAGAAUUGCACCGACGGGCUGUGCGUGCAGAAUAAGAAAACUCUAAGUGACCCCAAAAGCCACCUUCUGGAGUCCUCGGGGGAUGUGGCGCUGUACGCAGGCCUUGUGGUGUCCAUCUUCGUGGUGGUGGUCGUCCUCGUGGUGGUAGGGGUGGUCGUGUACCGCCGCAACUGCCGGGACUUCGACACCGACAUCACCGACUCGUCCGCCGCCCUCACUGGCGGCUUCCACCCAGUCAACUUUAAGACUGCGAGGCCCAACAACCCGCAGCUCCUGCACCCAUCUGUGCCUCCGGACCUCACUGCCAGUGCGGGCAUCUACCGCGGGCCCAUGUACGCCCUGCAGGACUCGGCCGACAAGAUCCCAAUGACCAACUCACCCCUGCUGGACCCCCUGCCCAACCUCAAGAUCAAGGUCUACAACUCUAGCACCACCAGCUCUGGGCCAGGCCUGGCAGACGGGGCUGACCUGCUCGGAGUCCUGCCACCCGGCACGUACCCUGGUGAUUUUGCCCGGGAUGCCCACUUCCUGCACCUGCGCAGUGCCAGCCUUGGGUCCCAGCAGCUCCUGGGCAUGCCCCGUGACCCGGGGAGCAGUGUCAGCGGCACCUUUGGCUGCUUGGGCGGGAGGCUCAGCAUCCCUGACACAGGGGUCAGCCUGCUGGUGCCCAAUGGAGCCAUUCCCCAGGGCAAGUUCUACGAGAUGUACCUCCUCAUCAACAAGGCAGAAAACACCCUCCCGCUUUCGGAAGGGACCCAGACAGUAUUGAGCCCUUCGGUGACCUGCGGGCCCACGGGCCUCCUGCUGUGCCGCCCCGUCAUCCUCACGCUGCCACACUGUGCUGAAGUCAGUGCCGGUGACUGGAUCUUCCAACUCAAGACCCAGGCCCACCAGGGCCACUGGGAGGAGGUGGUCACCCUGGAUGAGGAGACCCUUAACACCCCCUGCUACUGCCAGCUGGAGGCCAGGUCCUGCCACAUCCUGUUGGACCAGCUGGGCACCUACGUCUUCACGGGUGAGUCCUACUCCCGCUCGGCGGUCAAGCGGCUCCAGCUGGCCAUCUUCGCCCCUGCCCUCUGCACCUCUCUGGAGUACAGCCUCAGGGUCUACUGCCUGGAGGACACGCCCGUAGCACUGAAGGAGGUGCUGGAGCUGGAGCGAACCCUGGGUGGCUACCUAGUGGAGGAGCCAAAACCCCUACUGUUUAAGGACAGUUACCAUAACCUGCGCCUCUCCCUGCACGACAUGCCCCACGCCCACUGGAGGAGCAAGCUGCUGGCCAAGUACCAGGAGAUCCCCUUCUAUCACAUUUGGAGUGGCAGCCAGAAGGCCCUGCACUGCACCUUCACCCUGGAGAGGCAUAGCCUGGCCUCCACGGAGCUCACCUGCAAGAUCUGCGUGCGGCAGGUGGAGGGGGAGGGCCAGAUAUUCCAGCUGCACACCACGCUGGCAGAGACGCCUGCUGGCUCCCUGGACGCCCUCUGCUCCGCCCCCAGCAGCGCAGUCACCACCCAGCUGGGACCCUACGCCUUCAAGAUCCCCCUUUCCAUCCGCCAGAAGAUAUGCAACAGCCUGGACGCCCCUAACUCGCGCGGCAAUGACUGGCGGUUGUUGGCGCAGAAGCUCUCCAUGGACCGGUACCUGAACUACUUUGCCACAAAAGCGAGCCCCACGGGUGUGAUCCUCGACCUCUGGGAAGCUCUGCAGCAGGACGACGGGGACCUCAACAGCCUGGCGAGUGCCUUGGAGGAGAUGGGCAAGAGUGAGAUGCUGGUGGCCAUGGCCACCGACGGGGACUGCUGAGCUGCCCCAAACCCGCGGGCUGUUAGGGACCAGCAGGCGGCUGGCACAGGCAGGCCCAGGGCAACCUCCUGUGGGGCAGUUGGGCCUCCUCUGCUCCCGAGCUCACAGCCAGAAUCGCCCUUCCUCCUCCUCCUCCCCUUGCCCCACCCCCAGACCACCACCAGCCUUAGGAAAUCCAUGGACGUUGUUGUUGGGAGGACCCAGCGGUCCUUCUCCACCUCCUGCUGUCUCUCCUGACCUCAGACCGCUGUGCAGGAACCGGGAUGGGGAUGGGGCCUCUGGAGGCAGCUAGGGGAGCAAGGAGGUGGCCCUCCCACCCUCUGCCCCAGGGCCUCUGGGGGGCGUUUGUUUUAGUUGUGCUCUUCAUUUUCUUCCUCAGUUAUUGAUUUCUCCCUCCUCCCUAAACCCCUUUCUCCUUUCACACUGUUUUCCUCUUCGAAGAGUCAAGUACAGUUCAGACAAACUGCUUUCUCCUGUCCACAAGCAAAAAGGAAGAGGAAAGAAAGAAAGCUUCAGACUGCUAGUAAGGCUCAAAAAAAGAAGAAAAACACCAAAACCACAAGGGAAAAGAAAACCCAGUUUCUUAGGAAACGCAAAUGAUUUAUUAUCCAGAUAUUUGGAUAAGUCCUUUUUAAGAAAAAAAAGAAAAAGAAAAUGAAAAAACAACACAAAAAAAAUAGAAAACGCUUUUCUUGAGUAUGGGUGAGUGUGGGCAUGCUCGUGGUUCUGGCCAGGAGCGUGUGUGUGUGUGUGUGUGUGUGUGUGUGUGUGUGUGUGUGUGUGAAUCAGGGAGAGAGAGACUGAAUAGGGAACACUUUGCUGCUAAUGAUUUUAUCUUAGACUAAAUUCUAACAAGGCCUCAGCUUCCACAGUUCUACAGGGUCAGAUGAGGUUUGAGCUGUGGUCCCAUGUUUCUUUCUAAAAUCUUAAGCAGAUGCUGAAUCAGUAAAGCCAAGGAGCCCUGAGAUCUGGCUUGGGGUGGGGUCCUGCCUCCCUCUCACAGCCCCAGGCGGGUGCUCCAAGUCUCAUUUGGGCUCCCAGGAAUCCAGAUUAAGAGGCCGUGGGAUGGAAAAUGUGGGCGGGCCAGCCCAGCUGUGAGCCAGGGAGAAUUUCCAGUACUGUGGUCUGGUGGCUUCUGGAGAGGGGGCAUGGCCCAGAAGGGGAGCCCUAACAGAGAGAGAGAAGUCAGGGAUGAGAAUCCCCCAUGGACACAUCUCUCUCCCGCAUCCCAGGGUGGGGCCAGCGAGGACACGCCCACCCAGCAGCCUCUAGACCAGGUGGGCUGGAGCAGGUGGGCGUUCUCCUAAUGCCCAGGAUCUGCCCUUUCCCAGGUUUGGUUACUUCUGUAAAACAGAAGGGGUGGAUAAGAGGGCCUCUCUAGCUGCCGAAGCCUGAGCUUCUGGGGUUGGUGUGGCUUUGAGGAACGUGUUAGCAGCCAUCCCUGCAGGUGGCAUGGGAGGCUGGGAGGUGGCUGCUUGGCUGUGCUUUACACACUGGCCCGGAGUGGAGAAGGAAGGGUGGAGGGCUAUUUUCCCAGCUCUGAUCUCCACAGGCACCUCCCUGCAACCCUAUUGUCACCCUCCUUCCGCAGUCUGACAGAGUUUGAAGGAAGCUUUGACACGCAGCGUUGCCAGGGUGGAGGGCCUGGCAUCCCUUCGCCAGCCUGUUCCAGGAUGUUCCAAGGGGCCAUCAGGGUCCCUUUUUGGGCCAUCUGGUGAUGGCUGGAACCAGAAUCUUGAGCUGGCACAGAGGCCACAUCAAAGGCCUCUCCUCCUUGGCACCCAAGCCAAAGCAAGUGCCAGCUCUGGCCAUUGACCCCAGGGCUUGCCCCAGCAGGUCCAUGAGCAUCCUGGCCUUUGAAAGUCUGGUCUCCUGGGAGGAAAGCAGGUUUGGGGGCUGUAGUCCCAACCAUUGUCCCCAGCCUGGCUUCCCUGCCAUGCACUAGGGGGCUUAUGGGGAUAGUGGGAUUCUCACCACCCACCAGCCCCCCUGGGGAAUGGGUUGGCUGUGGGCAGUCAAGGGCCUGCUGGGUUUGAGAGAGGGUUCCUUUUUAUCAGGGCUGCUGAAGGGGCCAGGCCUGCAUCGGGCUUGGGCCCCUGAGGCUGAGACCAUGGCUCUUCAUUACCCUAGUGCCUGUGUGGACAUUGCCUCAGACAAAGGCAGUGAGCCUUCCCUGCCAAGGGUGCCUGUCCACUACAGGCUCAGCAUCCCGGCUCGCUCCUAGUCUGAGCUGUGUGGGCCUGUGUGGUAGCUUGAGGGCAGCCUGGAGUCCAAAGACCAGCGUUCAAGCUCCAGCUUUGCCAUUAAACCUCUGUGUGACUUCAGGCAUAUGACUGCCUUCUUGGGGCCUCUUUUCCUUUUUCUACCAAGGCCCCACAGCUGCUGUCUGAGGACUUCUGGGCUCUGAUAUGUCAUUCUAGUCUCCUGAUGGGAACGCUAGUGGGUAGAAGUUGACAGUGGUCUGCCAUGUCCCUCCUCCGUGCCCCACCCUCAGAAGCAUGCUGCUUCCUCAGUGCCCAGGAUGGGAGCUCUUGGUAGAUGAGGCCAGGCCAGCCCCCCAGGUGCCAUUUCUAAUCGGAUUCCCAGAAAUUGUGUACCAGGGCCUGGAGCACAGAACCAGUUGGCUGAAGCCUCCUGGGAGGGUUCAAACUGUCCAGCUUUAUAAUAAAAGCCUGGAAAGGAUUUGCUGGCUCCAUCAAUCUGCCACGGCUGCUGUGACUACGUCUGCAGACUGCCCGCCUCAGGGUGGGAUGGACAUUUCUCCGCUUAUUCAGGCCUGAGAGGUAGCCCCACGCAGCCGAGUACCUUGAGAACCGCAGAUUAAGUGCCGCUUCAGGAAUGCAGGGCCCUCGUGCGCUGUUGACGUCUCUCUCAUCUCUGGGGUGUGUUUGUGCGUGUGUGCAUGUGUGCGUGGGCUUUUAUCCGCGGGCACAUCAGCGAGCCUCUCCGGGAACGUGACCCCACCUGUGUGUGCAUGUGUGCCCUCCUCGCGUCCAGGCUGGGCCAUCUGGAGGUUGGCGUGCCUGGUUUUGCCCUCUCUGAGUCCACAGGGUCAGUCGGUGUAUCUUCUAUGUGCCUCUCCCUCGGCCUUCCCUCGCAGUGCCCUGGGCUGCAGAGGGACCCUCCCCACUCCUGGAUGAUCCAGGACCCUCUGGUCCCUUUUCCCCAGCAACCAGGCAGCUGAGCCAGGUCCCUUAGCAGGCCCUCUGAGGAGAGGUGACCAAGAGCCUGGGUGCAGGGAGCAGCUGUCAUGUGGGCCAGGGGCUGGACCACUCGCCUGGGCCGUGGACAUGGUUCUGUGCUUGGGGCUGCAGGGCUGCAGGGAUGGCCCCAAUCCCACCUGUUUAUUCUGUAAACGACAACCUGUAAAUAACAUUUAGCAUUCCUAUUGUAACAAAAUUAAUUUUUAUGAAAUAAAUUAUAUUUCCUAGUCUAAUAAAAAAUUCAGGUUGUA
Messenger RNA from Eubalaena glacialis (North Atlantic right whale), 6755 nucleotides. RefSeq names its product unc-5 netrin receptor B (gene UNC5B). Gene Ontology annotation, biological process: netrin-activated signaling pathway; anterior/posterior axon guidance. Gene Ontology annotation, molecular function: netrin receptor activity; protein binding. NCBI's taxonomy places the organism in Eukaryota, Metazoa, Chordata, Mammalia, Artiodactyla, Balaenidae. The record is from RefSeq and is a predicted model, not a curated record. The transcript has 17 exons. Bases 464 to 3301 code for a protein of 945 amino acids. Gene Ontology annotation, cellular component: membrane.